Molecule: messenger RNA, 2292 nt
Organism: Ceutorhynchus assimilis (cabbage seed weevil)
Lineage: Eukaryota; Metazoa; Arthropoda; Insecta; Coleoptera; Curculionidae
Source: the annotation of a GenBank genome assembly
GGCGUGUGGAAAAGUGCACUUUUCCACACGCUCGUAGAAAAGAAUAUGUUUUAUUUUAAGGUAACAUAUGCGACUAGGGUUACGCAAUUGUAUGAUAACAAUAUAUUUUAUCAAAAAUCCUAAUUACAUACACUUCAUUAGGUAAAUCCAAAAAAUCUUGAUUACAUUGAAAGCUAUUUUCGGCAUAAUAUCUUAAUGAUUCCGGCACGAGGCAAAAUACUAGAAUAUACAACAAUAACUGGGCACAUAUAAAUCUUAAUGAGAUUUUUUUUUUUUUGACCAGUCAAAAAAAAUAUGGUGUGGUAUACGAUAUCUCUAAUUUUUUUCGCAAUAACUUCUUUAAUAUGGCUGUUUUCGAAAUGGCGCUAUUCUUAUUGGAAACGUAAAGGCAUUGUUCAACUUAAUCCGGAGUUUUUCUAUGGAGAUUUCAGGAAUAUGGUUACUUCGAAAGUAUCGGCAGGAGAAGCCUUCAAAAACAUCUAUUUCCAAUUGAAAAGUAAAAAACUCGAACUCGAAUAUGGAGGAGUUUACUUAUUAUUCAAUCCAGUUUUUAUCCCAAUGGAUCUUCAGUUAAUCAAAGAUAUAAUGCUGAAAAAUUUCGACCAUUUUCAAAAUAGAGGUGGCUACAAUCACGAAUCAGACAUUUUAACACAGACACUCUCCAGAUUAGGAGGUGAAAGCUGGAAACAGUUGAGAGCCAAACUAACUCCAACUUUUACUUCAAGCCGAAUAAAAAUGAUGUUUGAAACUUUAAACGAAAAAACGUAUCAAUUCGAAUCCAUAAUCGAUCAAUACAUUGAAAAAGACGGUGAACUUAAUAUUUCAGAUUUUUCUGCCCGAUUCACUACCGACGUUAUUGCCUCUUGUGGUUUUGGCAUCGAAUGCGAUUCACUGACAAAUCCGGACUGCGAUUUUAGAGUUUACGGUAAAAAAACUAAUACUCCACGUCCGAUGAAAAAUUUGUUGGAGAAUGUCUUUCCAACGAAAUUUUUGGCUUAUAUUGGAUACAAAAGCUUUGGAGACGUGGAGGAAUUUUUCGUUAAUAUUGUAUUAAAAACCAUAGAGCAUAGAGAGAAAAAUCAGGUAUUUAGAAAGGACUUUAUGCAUUUAUUACUUCAGCUGCGUAACAAAAACUUAUUUUCUGACGAUGGCAAACUCACCAAAGAAAAUAACGAAACUGGUACUUUCACGGACGACGAAAUUGUAGCUCAGUGUUUCAUUUUUUUUGUUGCUGGAUUUGAUACCUCUUCGUUGACCAUGACGAUGGCCCUGUAUGAAGCUGCUAAAAAUUCCGAGAUACAGGACAAAAUGAGAGAUGAAAUACGAAAGGUUUUAGAAAAGUAUGAUGGAGAAUUAACGUAUGAAGCUGCAAAAGAGCUGGAGUAUGUUGAAAAAGUAGUCUCAGAAACUUUGAGGAGAUACCCUGUUGUACCUUCGAUUCAAAGGGUUUGUACCAAAGAUUACACAAUACCUGGGACAGAUAUUGAAAUAGAAAAAGGUACACACAUUCAAAUUCCGGUUUGGGGCAUUCAUAUGAACCCCGAAUAUUAUCCAAAUCCAGAAAUAUUUGAUCCAGAACGUUUUAGUAAUGAGGAAAAAGCCAAAAGACCUGAUUUCACUUAUAUGCCGUUCGGUGAAGGACCAAGGAUUUGUAUUGCUGCUCGUUUUGGUUUGCUUCAAGUGAAAAUAGGCUUGGCUCGCAUGCUCAAAGACUAUCGAUUUACUUUUUCUGAAAAAACACCCAGAAAUAUUUUAUAUAAACAUGCUACAGUUUUGCUGUAUCCCACAGAAGAAAUAAUUUUAAACGUUGAAAAAAUAUGAGAAAACCAAAUAUCAUGUUGAGAAUUUCAUACAUCUGUCAAAACUGGUAUUCCAACAAUAAAUUGACAUGUUUUGAUUGUUGAUUUGAAUUUGAACCAAUCAGAUUGUAAUUAUGCGAUAAUUUGCACUAGUGCAAAUUAUCAGAUAAUUGCAUACUAACUGGUGCGAAAACUGGUGUUUUGACAUUUUUUGACAAAAAAUUUAAAUUUUUGAUUUAUGAAAUUCUCUCAUUAAAUACAACUCGUGCAAUGGAAAUAUAUUUAUAAUUUUCGACAAAUUUGCACUCAUUGCGUUUUGCAAAAUGCAUUCGGGCAAAUUUCCCAAAAAUUAUCAAUAAUUUCCAUUGCACUAGUUAUAUUACUAUUGAUAAUUAAUUUCAUCAAGAGACAAGACGAAUACCUACCUGUUGCUUUUAUGUAUAAGGUCAUGUUUGUGUUUUUUGUUGAAGCUAAUAAAAGACAAGAUAUCGAA